AUGAAUUCUAUAGCCAAGCGGUUCACAAAUGCCAACAACAACGACAUCUUGAAUGAGGUCAAUUCGAUACACCAAGCACGGACAUCUCAACAGCAAUUGAACCUAGCUCCGACCAUCGCUGUCCCGCCAAUCUCACAACCCACUGAUUUUCUUAGGGCACAUACUGAUGAUGCUUCGAAUCCAGAUUGUAAAAUUAAAAUUGCACACGGUACCACAACACUUGCGUUUCGUUUCCAAGGUGGUAUAAUCGUUGCCGUCGAUUCGCGAGCUACUGCUGGUAACUGGAUUGCGUCACAAACAGUAAACAAAGUCAUUCGAAUCAACCCAAUGCUUCUUGGUACUAUGGCUGGUGGUGCUGCUGAUUGUCAGUACUGGGAAACAUGGCUCGGAACUCAAUGUAGAUUGCACGAAUUGAGGGAGAAGGAGCGUAUUUCUGUUGCAGCAGCAUCAAAGAUCUUGAGUAACUUGGUUUAUUCUUACAAGGGGAUGGGUUUAAGUAUGGGAACAAUGAUUUGUGGCCAUACAAAGAAGGAAGGACCAACUAUAUAUUACGUUGAUUCCGAUGGAACAAGGUUGAAAGGCGAUUUGUUCUGUGUUGGAUCAGGUCAGACGUUUGCGUAUGGUGUAUUGGACUCGCAAUACAAAUGGGAUUUGACGGUGGAAGAGGCGUUGUAUUUGGGAAAGAGAAGUAUUUUGGCAGCAACUCAUAGGGAUGCAUACUCCGGUGGUUCUAUAAACUUGUACCAUGUCAAUGAAGAAGGAUGGACAUACCAUGGAAACUUUAAUGUUGGUGAGUUGUUUUGGGAAGUGAAGGAAAAGGAGCAAUCAUUUGUAAAUGUUGACGGUUGA
Molecule: messenger RNA, 849 nt
Organism: Lodderomyces elongisporus
Lineage: Eukaryota; Fungi; Ascomycota; Pichiomycetes; Serinales; Debaryomycetaceae
Gene: PRE2
Product: proteasome core particle subunit beta 5
Exons: 1
Coding region: 1-849 (282 amino acids)
Cellular component (GO): proteasome core complex
Molecular function (GO): threonine-type endopeptidase activity
Source: RefSeq, a predicted model, not a curated record